GCUGCUUCUGGCCGAGUCUCUAUGAUUCUGUUUUGCCCUCGCUCCAUAUAAUGAGCUUCAUACGUUCUUGACAUUAAAUGCUGGAGCUUCCCUCCUGUUCCUCCUCUAAACCCUGACUGCUUCUUUAUGCCAUAUACAACGCGCCUUCCCGACUUCGAUCUUUCCCCAAUGACCAUCUACUUAUACCUUACUCUCACUGUUAUCUUGUCCCUCAUGGACCUGACAUAGCACCGCCAUAUUUCCCCCUCUUACCUCUUUGCUUGACAUAUUCAAUAUGACAGAUAUACCAUCAAAUGAUAGCUCCGCAGGCUCCGCCUCUCGCAAACAACCGCCGAGAGUCACGAUCAAUGCCACCGAAGUGCCUCACAGGGAACAUCGUAAUGAUCCCCUGUAUGUGGAGAAGAGGCAGUCCAGAGUGGAUGAGGACGAUGAAGAGGAGGACCUUGAUGCUCUUAUUGAAGAACUAGAGUCUCUGGAUCCGGACGAGGCUCUCGAGGCCGAGAUCGAGACAAUCGGAGCAGCUCGCCUAGUUCCGGAGGAGAUGCUCCAGACCGAUCCACGCGUUGGGUUGAUUGAGCCAGAAGUGGUAGCAAGACGCAAAAAGUAUGGCCUCAACCAGAUGAGGGAAGCGAAGGAAAGCCUGUGGCUAAAGUUCCUUGGCUAUUUUGUUGGCCCUAUACAGUUUGUUAUGGAGGCUGCUGCUAUCCUGGCUGCCGGUCUGCAGGACUGGGUCGACUUUGGCGUAAUAUGUGGAAUGCUCUUACUCAAUGCAUCGGUCGGCUUUGUCCAGGAGUUCCAAGCUGGAUCCAUUGUCGAAGAACUCAAAAAGACACUUGCUCUCAAGGCAGUAGUCCUCAGAGAAGGUCGGCUGGUUGAGAUCGAAGCGCCAAUGGUCGUGCCUGGAGAUAUUCUACAGCUCGAAGAAGGGACUAUCAUUCCAGCCGAUGGUCGCGUGGUCACAGAAGAUGCCUAUCUCCAAGUCGACCAAUCUUCCAUUACUGGAGAGUCACUUGCAGCUGACAAAGGCAUCGGUGACACCUGUUAUGCCUCCUCUGCCGUCAAAAGAGGCACCUGCUUCAUGAUCGUCACGGCCACGGGAGACAACUCUUUCGUCGGUCGAGCAGCCGCCCUGGUAAAUGAAGCAUCUGGUUCUACGGGACAUUUCACCGAAGUCCUCAAUGGCAUCGGUGCGGUCUUGCUCGCACUUGUUAUCUUCACAUUGCUUGUUGUCUGGAUUUCGUCCUUUUACCGUUCCAAUGACAUAGUCACCAUUCUCGAAUUUACCUUAUCCAUCACCAUCAUUGGAGUGCCCGUUGGUCUCCCUGCUGUUGUUACGACUACUAUGGCUGUCGGUGCCGCAUACCUUGCUAAGAAGAAGGCCAUUGUUCAGAAAUUGUCGGCUAUCGAAUCACUUGCCGGCGUGGAAAUACUCUGCUCUGAUAAAACGGGGACCCUCACCAAGAACAAGCUAUCAUUGCACGAGCCCUACACUGUGCAAGGGGUGGAUCCAGAAGAUCUGAUGCUCACUGCGUGUCUUGCUGCCUCGAGGAAAAAGAAGGGAAUGGACGCGAUUGACAAAGCCUUCUUCAAAGCCCUUCGAUACUACCCACGAGCGAAGGGAGCAUUGGGAAAGUAUAAAGUUGUACAAUUCUCUCCUUUCGACCCAGUCUCGAAGAAGGUUAGUGCUAUUGUUGAAUCGCCACAGGGAGAGCGUAUCACCUGUGUCAAGGGUGCGCCACUUUUUGUCUUACGGACUGUCGAAGAUGAUCAUCCCAUUCCCGAAGAAAUCGACAUUGCCUACAAGAACAAGGUGUCGGAGUUCGCAGCUAGAGGUUUUCGAUCUCUUGGUGUCGCUCGAAAGCGAGGCGAAGGCCAGUGGGAAAUCUUGGGAAUCAUGCCAUGUGCUGAUCCGCCACGAUAUGACACCGCCAAAACUAUCAACGAAGCGAAGAGGCUGGGCCUUUCUAUCAAGAUGCUUACCGGUGACGCAGUGGGCAUUGCUCGUGAGACCUCCCGACAACUCGGCCUCGGCUCCAAUGUCUUCAACGCCGAGCGCCUCGGUCUUGCUGGUGGUGGCACCAUGCCUGGGUCCGAAGUGUAUGACUUUGUUGAAGCUGCUGAUGGGUUUGCUGAGGUGUUCCCGCAGCAUAAAUAUAACGUCGUUGAGAUAUUGCAGCAACGUGGUUAUCUUGUGGCUAUGACUGGUGACGGCGUCAAUGAUGCGCCCUCACUGAAAAAGGCAGACACCGGCAUUGCAGUUGAAGGUGCUUCUGAUGCCGCUCGGUCAGCGGCCGACAUCGUUUUUCUGGCUCCGGGUCUUUCUGCGAUCAUUGACGUUCUGAAAACAUCUCGACAGAUUUUUCACCGCAUGUACGCAUAUAUCGUUUAUCGAAUUGCACUCUCGCUUCACCUGGAAAUCUUCUUCGGCCUCUGGAUCGCCAUUCAGAACCAGUCACUGAAUCUCAAGUUGGUCGUCUUUCUCGCAAUCUUCGCCGACAUUGCUACUUUGGCCAUUGCUUACGACAACGCACCGUACUCCAAGACUCCGGUCAAGUGGAAUUUACCCAAACUCUGGGGGAUGUCUAUACUGCUUGGAAUGGUAUUGGCCGCGGGCACAUGGAUUGCUUUGACCACGAUGCUAAUUUGGGGUGACGAUAAAGGCAUUGUGCAAAACAGUGGCCAUAAAGACGCGGUUCUCUUCCUGCAAAUCUCACUUUCCGAGAAUUGGUUGAUCUUUAUCACCAGAGCGAAUGGGCCCUUCUGGUCAAGUUUGCCCUCAUGGCAACUGACCGCAGCAAUUAUUCUUGUUGAUAUUCUCGCCACCUUAUUCUGUAUUUUCGGCUGGUUCGUUGAUGGAAAAGGGACCAAUAUCGUUGCCGUGGUCCGAAUCUGGUUGUAUUCGUUUGGGGUAUUUUGUGUCAUGGCUGGAUUGUAUUACCUGUUGCAGGACAGCGUCACAUUUGAUGAUAUUGUGCAUGGAAGGCGGUCGCGAACCAAGAAGGUGCUUAAGAAGCGGGACAUGGAGGAUUUCCUGGUGGCUUUGAACCGCGUGUCCACCCAGCACGAGAAGGUUGCUUGAGUGCGACCAUUCUGCUCACGGGUGUCCACACGAUGUCGACGUCUGCAGGCGAGUCUGUGACAUGGCCGCCUCCACCGUUGGACCCCGAAGACAUCAUCGCCUCAGCAACGUUUAGCAAGGCCAAACUCGUCCAACUACGGCCCCGACCACGGCGUGCCACCCCCAACACGCCUAGAGCCUCCCGCGAAGGUUUCCUUCCGAAGCUCAAAUUGAGCGAUUCUCCACUUGCAGAGUCUUCGAACAGAAAGGAUGCUUGACCUGGAAGAGCGUUGGCCAUGUUUUGUCCUACCUGCUGCACGAAUAUAGGUGGACUGGGAGGCUGGGUCCGGGACGAACACAGCACGAUUGGCCACAGGAUGGUCGAGCUCGAGUUGCUUCACUUUCCAUUACGACUUUAAUGAACAAGGAUACCCUUAUAGUAGAAUGAGCAUUGUACGUAAUUUUAACUUCUGUUUACAGUCUGGUGAAGGGUAGGAAUUUGCGACGUGUCGUCUUGC
Exophiala oligosperma is the source of this 3576-nucleotide messenger RNA. Its product is annotated as plasma membrane ATPase. The transcript is spliced from 2 exons. Gene Ontology annotation, biological process: regulation of intracellular pH; proton export across plasma membrane. The record is from RefSeq and is a predicted model, not a curated record. Lineage: Eukaryota; Fungi; Ascomycota; Eurotiomycetes; Chaetothyriales; Herpotrichiellaceae. Gene Ontology annotation, cellular component: plasma membrane. Bases 275 to 3079 code for a protein of 934 amino acids. Gene Ontology annotation, molecular function: ATP binding; P-type proton-exporting transporter activity; ATP hydrolysis activity.